Messenger RNA from Hemisphaericaspora subhashii, 1029 nucleotides. RefSeq names its product putative serine/threonine-protein kinase (gene PPG1). The coding region runs from base 1 to 1029 and encodes 342 amino acids. Gene Ontology annotation, cellular component: FAR/SIP/STRIPAK complex. The record is from RefSeq and is a predicted model, not a curated record. Gene Ontology annotation, biological process: peptidyl-serine dephosphorylation. NCBI's taxonomy places the organism in Eukaryota, Fungi, Ascomycota, Pichiomycetes, Serinales, Debaryomycetaceae. The transcript has a single exon. Gene Ontology annotation, molecular function: protein serine/threonine phosphatase activity.
AUGCCCUUACAAUCCCCCAUAUCAAUAGUCGGAGACAUUCAUGGCCAAUUUCAUGACUUGUUAGAAAUCUUCCAAAUUGGAGGAUCACCCCCCAGCACCAACUAUUUAUUUCUUGGCGAUUAUGUCGAUCGAGGGUAUUAUUCAGUGGAAACCAUAAGUUUAUUGAUUGCUUUAAAAUUACGAUAUCCGGAUCGAAUUUUCCUCAUACGUGGAAAUCAUGAAUCAAGAACCAUAACCACGAAUUAUGGAUUCUAUACCGAAGUCCUAAAUAAAUAUAAUGGCAGUGCUGAUGUCUGGACCUAUAUAACUGAUUUAUUUGAUUAUUUACCCUUGGGUGCCACAAUCGAUGGGAGGAUAUUCACCUGUCAUGGGGGAUUAUCUCCCAGUUGUCAACAAUUGGAUCAGAUUAGGGCUGUGGAUCGAUUUAGAGAGAUUCCUCAUGAUGGAAUAAUGGCAGAUUUGGUAUGGAGUGAUCCUGAUGUUGAAAUUAUGGAUUUUAAAUUAUCACCGAGAGGUGCGGGUUAUUUAUUUGGAUUGGAUGUUAUUAAUAAAUUUUGUCAUGAUAAUGAAUUAGUACAGAUGAUUAGAGCACAUCAGUUGUGUAAUGAGGGAUAUACUAGUUAUUGGAAGGGGAAGUGUUUAACAGUAUGGCUGGCACCAAAUUAUUGUUAUAGAUGUGGGAAUAGGGCAAGUGUAUUGGAGAUAUUACAUUCGAAUUAUGAAGCGAGGGAGAGUAUACAAGAGAAGGGUGGCGAUGAUAGUAAAGAAGUAAGUUAUCAAGAUUAUAAGGAUAGGUUUAAUGAUUGUAAAUUACAUAAAAUUCAAGGAGUAUUACCGGGGCAAUUCUUUAAUAUAUUUGAAGCAUCACCUGAAAAUGAUGAAGAUACACUUAAUGGCAAAAGUGUUUAUGAUGAUAUGGUUAAUGAAGAUUCAUUUGGUCUGUAUUUUAAAGGAAGAGAAGUGAAUACAUCUCGUUCAAAUAAAAGACAACAACAAAUGAAACAACAGUAUGUUGAUUACUUUUUAUAG